AUGAGGAAGCUAUGGUCUCGUAGAGAGAAGCGAAACCCAUCAUCUUCUGAUCCAUCACCUCCUUCUACAUACAAUUUACCGGAGUCUAACCCUUCCUAUGAUAACACUUUGACUAAAGUAGGCUGGCUCAAUUUGGUCAAUGAUCCUCAAGAUUUAUCCUCCUUCAAAUUGGUUAGAGCAGAGUUAAAGGGUUCCCACUUGUUUAUCUUUAAGGCUCCCCAGGUUAAUGCCAAAUGUUUUCGAAUAGACCCUUCGCCACCACAAUCAAUCCCAAGCUCGCUAACCCCCAUAAUCAACCAACAAGCUCUGUUCAGAUCCACAACACAGAACCACCAAGGUAUCAAGAGUGCCCCGCUUCUCCAAGGAACUCAAACCAUCUCCACUGCACCUGUGGGACUCAACAUCCCCCUUACCAGAACAGAGUCACAUCAAUACUUGCAAUUGGGCGAUGGCGACGAGGACUACGACGGCGAAACUGUACGUGAUGACGCGUCCAUGAUGUCCGAUAUCCAUAAGUACCCUCCCCCUCCUAAGAUCUAUGGUAGUGGCGCUAACAGUAAUGGUUCUGGUUCCGUAUCUGGCUCGGGAAGUCGAAACGGGUCCAUCCAUUCAACUACAUCAUUAUCCAAAUCCAGCUCUCGACAAUCUGAAACGUCCAAUGCAAACAAUACUCAAUCAGGUUCGGGGGCCGUCCUUGAACCAAAUCCAAGGGCCUGGGAUGAAGCGGUAGUGGUCGAAGCAGAAACUCUCAAGACACAAGUAUCUACAACUUUGGAGUGGUACGAAGCAGCUACAAGCUCAAGUGCUUAUGUCUUACCUUUAGUUCCACACUUUGUGCCUCUACUUCGGGAAUUGGUUAGGAGAGUCCAACUUCAAACCGGUGAAAGAGGCGUGGAUGACAAAGCAGAAACCACUUCCACAACCACCAAUGAGACCGGUGGCACCGGCACCGACAAUGAACAAUCUACAAAUGAACCUUAUGAUCCACUUUUAAUUGAUAAAGUGGCAGAUAUCUUAAACGCAGUAAACUCCCAAUACCCAGGUUUAUUGGUACAACAAGACGUUGCUCCAUACUUAUUCAAACUCGUGGAAUUGAUAAAUAAAACCAAAUUAAGUGAUGAUAUGAGAAAUACCCAGCACAAGUUACUUGAUCUUGUCUCUAUUGAUGAUUUAAAUACCGACAAUCCGCUUUUGGAAUUAAAUUCCACUGUGUUUAUGAAAGACCUAUCGCUCUUUGAAUUGGCAUCUACCAUUCUGCAAAUUGACCUUAAGUUCUUUGCCCAAUGGAAUGCUGAGUUGGACAAAUCCAUUCUCUUACUCAAAGAUCGUCAACCGGACUUCAUUUACCGGAAGAACCCAUUAAUAUUCAACAAUGAUCAUCAUAUUCAUUAUCUUUCCCGGUUAGUGAUCCAACAUUUGUUUAUUGAACAAGGAAGCUGGGAAAAGAAGGCCCGUCUUUUGGAAAAAUGGAUUGAUUUGGGGUGUCUUUUGGAUAAAUUGGGUGAUAUGUCUGCUUGGAUAGGGUUAGCAUCAAUCAUAUUAUCCCAACCACUUCUUCGUUUAUCAAACCUUUGGAGUCAUGUUUCAUUGGACUACGUUAACCUAUUGAAAAACGAUUGGUCCCCUGUGUUAUUUGAGUUGGAUAGACGUUAUUUGAAGACAGAAAUUGAUGACGGAUAUCGUAUAAUGGCUCCAAGAGGAUUGGGGAAGUUGUAUUCAAAGGAAAACGUUAUACCUUAUUUUGGAGACUUGUUUGUACAAAGGAAGGACAAUUUACAAGAAUUGGCAAACAUAUGGAAACGAAUUCAAUAUUCAUUUUCAAGGUGGGAUGAUUAUUUAAGUAACAUCACCAAUCACCCUGAAAUUAUUCAUUAUAAUGAUGAUGUUUUGAGACGAUAUGAUGCUAUGGGAUUUAUCUUUUCCAAUGAAUCGUUAAAUCAAGUGCUCUAUUUGGGAACAGCAGAGGAUACGACUUUAAAUGCUUCGAAAUUCCAACAGAAGUUGGAUAGUAUACAAUCUUCACCACUUGGAGGAGCUUCCUCUUUGUCGCCGUCUUCUAAUGCCCGUACUGCCCAGACGAAUUUGAAUGGUACAUCUUCAAGUAAGACUUUGGAGGGGAAACUCUUAAGAUUGCUUGAAGUUAAUUGUGAACUGGUUAAUUUGGAACGCAUAAUGAAGCUUUCAUUGAGUCUAGACCCAGAUAUUACCGAAGCAUAUCUUAAGCCAAUUAUUAGUGCUCCGUACAUUGAGGGUAGCAGUACCCAAGAUCACGAUGGAAUUAAUGGCAAGCUGUCUGUCUAUAAAUCGAGGCAUUACGGUCAAUCCAGCGAAUCUGUUCCUGAUUCCAUCACUAGUCUAGCCACAAUAUCAGCUACGCCAGUUCUACCAUCUUCAUCGUUGCCCAAUUUUUCACAUGUUGGAUCAAAUUCUUCAACUGGGUUGUCUGCUACACCGAUUCUCAAUACUCCAAAUACAGCAAACAGCACAACCAGCAUAUUGAGUUCGUCACCUUAUGACAUCAAGAUCCCCACCUUCAACAACAACUACUUCACCAUCAACCUCAACAAAUACGACGAAUUGUCUACCAGCACUGCCCACCCUGUUCUAGACCCGAACACAAAGUUCACCAAUAAUAUCAGCUUCAAACCAGACAACUUUAUACUGGACGAUGCUGCUUCGUCUAAUGCCGGAGACACUUCUGAGGACAUAGCAGUGGGUGGCCCCGAUUUGGACGAGGAUGAUGGGCUAGGAAUCGAUGUGGAUGACAUCUUAAACUCUGAAAAGUUUACCAACUUCUGCAUAUCCGAUCGCCCUUUAAGUGCUGGAGACCAUAAUUCACUGCAACAGGCCACGGACCGGGACAUUCCUAAAUAUGCCACUAUUGAUAGACUUGUCGAUUUGCUAUUAAUUGACUCGAAGUACUUUGGAGAAGAUAUAACUGUGGAUUUGACUGAAUACAGAGUGGUCUUCUUGUUGAACUACAACUCGUUCAUUACCACCAAAGAUUUGUUGAACAAGUUGGCCCAUCGGUUUAUUAACUCUGGUAAUGCCGUGAUAUCGUUGACUAAGAGAAGUUGGUUGCUUAGCACUACCAACGAUCCUAAUUCAGUAUUAGAGAGCACAGAGUUCCCUAACUGGGAAUUAGAUCCAUCUGUUGACGUGGUGAAGUUAGGAGAAGUGGACUACAAGUUGUUGCUUAGAAUCCAGAUCAAUAUUUUGAAGACGCUAAUUGUAUUGAUCAACAAUUUCUACAGUUUCUUUAACUUGGAGUUGAGCAACAGAACCAUUCUUGUGAAGUUACUCAAGUUAUUCAGCAACGAGAUUUUACAAUGGUACAACUCCAACAAGUUGAAAGGUGAACUCGAACAGUUGUUUGAAAGCUUGGUGCAUUUCUAUAAGAAGUUGAAAAAGUUGUAUGUGAAGAAAACUUAUAGGCCAUUGGAGAUUUCCAAAUUUGAAAGGCAUUUAUUGACAGAAUAUCAAUUCAACAAUUCACUUCACGAAGUGCCGGUUAACAGGAACUUGCCUGGAAGUAAGAACAUCACCAAGAUUGAAAAGUUUAUCUUCAAGUUCAAUAAAAUGUUGACUGUGUUUUAUAAAGGUAUAAAGACUGAAGAAUGGUUCACGGUGUUCAAGAUAUUGGAGUCACAAUUUGAAAAUAAUCAACUUUUGGAGUACAACAUGCAGAAGACCAAUGUCCUGGAAGACAAGGUCAUUGUUCUGAACAUAUUCAAUUACUUUGAAAGCUUAUCUAAUCCAGAAAGUAAGGCAUUACUUGUUAGACGGUUUCCCUUGGUCCAUCGGAAGUUAUUUCACUUGUAUUAUAAAUUCAAGACGUAUUUGACUAUUCAAUUGUUGGACCCCACGAUCGCUCCGGAGGAAAGGAUCGACAGAAUGAAGACAUUGCUUAUCAUGGUCAAGUUAUCUCAGUUGAAGAUGAGUGAAUAUCUGUUUAUCAUGGAGGGAAUGUUCUCUCGUCGGAUCCCCUCGUACGUUGAGUCCGUGGUGGUGAAUACCAUUUACUCCCCGGAAUCAAGAAGUUAUGCUCAUUUAUGGAUCAAGGCCGCUUUGGAUUUGAAUAAAGAUAAUCUGGUGGUUAACUUCGACAGUAUUGAAUCAUUACUUCCCAAAGUGAUUAAAAGCAGUGAUCUUCAUAUUACAGACCCAUUAUUACCGUGCUUUGGUUGGAUUAUAGAGAAUCUUUUGGCCAUAAAUCGAUGUCCUUCAUUCUACAACUUUGCACCCAAUGUCAUCAACUUCAACAAGAGAUAUUUGGUGUAUAAGAUUAUCAAAGAAUUGGGUGUUGAAGACACCAGUACUCGGGAGUUCACUCCCAAUGAUUCUAAAGAGUUCGACUUUUUGCUAAGACUAGAUGAAUCAAUUCUCGAAUCCAUACCUCAAAGUUCUUCUAAAGCUGAAUCUACAGAUCGAACCAGACUAUUUAGAGGCAUUCUUAUGGAACAAUAUCGGAUUCUUUCCAUUGACAAUCGGAAAAAGUAUCAUGGUGAUAACACUGGCAACGGCAGCAAUAGUGUUCUGGUUCCAAUAACCUCAGGUCUUAAUAAGAAACCUUCGAAUCCAAGCUUCAAACGUCAAUCAUUUUCGUAUAAGACCAAUUCUUCAUCUACACGGUUCAAGUUCAGUGGCUUAUUCUCCAAGACCAGACCCUUUUCCAUCAAUGGAUCCCAACAGAAUGCUUCUACCAGUGGUGUUGGUUCAGUAAUUGGGGGUAGUGGUAACAGUAAGAGUAUCAGUGUACAGGAGUUGCCUCCAGCCAGCCAGUUUACUGAAGGUCGCCAGAAACCAUUGUAUGUAAUUGCCUUGAAGAACAGAAAAAUCUUCCCGGUUUACAUGGCGCCGGCCUCAUUCAAAGUCGACACCGAUACUUCAGGCGAGAACUACUUAUUCCAAGCUACCAGUGAAUCCGACUUCAAUGACUGGGUAGCAAGAUUGGCCCAUGCUAAUAGGCAUUGGUUCUAUUCCAAGACACUAACAGCCAAGAUUAACCACAACCAUGUCACGUUUGGUAUCCCCAUCAAUGUGGUGUGUCGACGGGAGAACCUGAUGACCCCUAGAAUCUUGGUGUCGUUAUUGGAACAGAUUGAAUACAUGGGACUUGAUGACGUGGGGAUCUACAGAAUCAGUUGUUCACUUUCUGAUUUAGCCAGUUUGAAGAGUCAAAUUGAUCUGACUGGAGAACUUGACUUUGUAAAUGGUGUUUAUGACGUCCAUGCACUCACCAGCAUUGUCAAGUCGUACUUAAGAGAAUUGCCUACGGCUUUGAUCACUGACCAAGUCAUUGAGGAGCUCUUUGCAAUUAGGAAUGGUACAGAGAUGGUGGAAGAUUCUGUAGCUGCUUAUCGUCUGGCAUUGGAGCUGCUACCAGACCAUAAUUAUCAAACUUUUAAGUUGCUCAUUGGACAUUUGAGGAAGGUGAGUGCUCUUUCCGAGGUUAACAAGAUGACUCCUUCCAACAUUGCAACAGUGAUAGGACCGGCGUUGACCGAGGCCAGUACGUUGGAUAGUUUGUUCAAUAACUUUGGGAUGAUGAACUCUAUUUUGGAGAGCCUUAUUCUUAACUAUGACGGGAUCUUUACUGUGGCCGAGAGUGGCAGUAAGAUCACACACGAUGGCGAUGAUGAUGAUGCUGAUGAUGAGAGUCAAGAGCAUGAUACUAUCCAUGAGUUAGAAUCAGAUGAGAAGCCUGAACCGGUACCGGCUCCGGAACAGGAAGAUGAUCUUGAAUAUGAUAAAGGUACCGAAGUACGACACCAUAAAGACAUUGAUCCUGAUGCUGAAAAUGAAGUUAGCGUUGAUGCUGAUGAUGAAGAUACCCCAGUGAAACUAGAUGAAGAGAAGGACAAACAGUUAUAG
This is a messenger RNA of Lizanozyma spartinae, 5874 nucleotides long. It is a transcript of the gene BEM2, whose product is annotated as Bem2p. The record is from RefSeq and is a predicted model, not a curated record. NCBI's taxonomy places the organism in Eukaryota, Fungi, Ascomycota, Pichiomycetes, Serinales, Debaryomycetaceae. The coding region runs from base 1 to 5874 and encodes 1957 amino acids. Gene Ontology annotation, biological process: small GTPase-mediated signal transduction; positive regulation of GTPase activity. Gene Ontology annotation, cellular component: membrane. Gene Ontology annotation, molecular function: GTPase activator activity; guanyl-nucleotide exchange factor activity. The transcript is spliced from 2 exons.